Elgaria multicarinata webbii is the source of this 978-nucleotide messenger RNA. RefSeq names its product olfactory receptor 287-like. Gene Ontology annotation, molecular function: olfactory receptor activity; G protein-coupled receptor activity. Gene Ontology annotation, cellular component: membrane. The record is from RefSeq and is a predicted model, not a curated record. The transcript has a single exon. The coding region runs from base 1 to 978 and encodes 325 amino acids. Gene Ontology annotation, biological process: G protein-coupled receptor signaling pathway. NCBI's taxonomy places the organism in Eukaryota, Metazoa, Chordata, Lepidosauria, Squamata, Anguidae.
AUGAACCUCAAGCAAGGAAGGAAUGGAUCCAGUGUGAAUGAAUUUAUCCUUGUGGGAUUCCCUGGAUCUCGGGAACUACGUAUCUCCCUUUUCAUGCUCUUCUGCUUCAUGUACAUACUGACAGUCACUGGGAAUGUGGCCAUCAUAGCUUUAGUAAGGGCCAAACGACAGCUUCAUACACCUAUGUACUUUUUCCUCUGCAAUCUUUCCUUCCUGGAGAUAUGGUACACAACCGCUUGUAUUCCCAAGACUUUAGCAAUCCUUGUAUCUGAGAAGAACCAAAAAAUCUCCUUCAUAGGUUGCAUCACACAAAUGUAUAUUGUUUUCUCUUUGGGAUGUACAGAAUAUUUUCUGCUUGCUGACAUGGCUUAUGACCGCUAUUUAGCCAUAUGCCACCCAUUGCACUAUAACUCUAUCAUGACAAAAACAACAUCUGUCCAGAUGGCAUUUGGCUCUUGGGUCUGUGGCUUUCUCGCUAUUUCCUUGCCAGCCUUCCUGAUUACCCAGUUGUCUUUCUGUGGAUCCAAUGUUAUCAACCAUUUCUUUUGUGACAUUGUGCCUUGGAUAGUCCUUUCAUGUACUGACACUUACACCCUUGAAACAGUAUGGUUUAUCAUUGCCGCUGUUGUCAUCAUGGGCUCAUGUGCAAUAACCUUGAUUUCCUACAUCUACAUCAUCACCACAAUAUUAAGGAUCGCAUCAGCCCAAGGCCGUCAGCGAGCUUUUUCCACCUGCUCCUCCCAUCUCACAGUGGUGAUUAUAUGGUAUGGUUCCACUAUUUUCCUACAUGUUACACCAUCCAAGCAGCAAUCACUGGAAUUGACCAAAAUUGUCACCAUCCUAAAUACUAUUGUCACCCCCUUGUUAAACCCUUUCAUUUAUACACUUAGAAAUACUGAAGUGCAAGAAGCUCUGAGGGCCAUAUUUGGAGGCACAGCUGAAAUGUUAAUUGGCAGGAAAGAGAGAGAAAAAAAGUAA